AAAGGGAAUACAGCCCUGCACAUUGCAUCCUUAGCAGGACAAGCUGAAGUUGUCAAAGUUCUGGUUAAGGAAGGAGCCAAUAUUAAUGCACAAUCUCAGAAUGGCUUUACUCCUUUAUAUAUGGCAGCUCAAGAGAACCACAUUGAAGUGGUGAAAUAUCUCCUGGAGAAUGGAGCCAACCAAAGCACAGCUACUGAGGACGGUUUCACUCCUCUGGCUGUUGCGCUGCAACAAGGACACAACCAGGCGGUGGCCAUCCUCCUGGAGAAUGACACCAAGGGGAAAGUGAGACUACCAGCUCUGCAUAUUGCCGCUAGAAAAGACGACACCAAGUCAGCGGCGCUCUUACUGCAGAACGACCACAAUGCCGAUGUGCAGUCCAAGAUGAUGGUGAAUAGGACGACUGAGAGUGGCUUUACACCUUUGCACAUAGCCGCGCACUAUGGAAAUGUCAAUGUGGCAACGCUUCUGCUAAACCGAGGAGCUGCAGUCGAUUUCACAGCAAGGAAUGGAAUCACCCCACUGCAUGUGGCUUCCAAAAGGGGAAACACAAACAUGGUGAAGCUCUUGUUGGAUCGCGGAGGGCAGAUCGAUGCCAAAACCAGGGAUGGACUCACCCCACUCCACUGUGCUGCAAGAAGUGGACAUGACCAAGUUGUGGAGCUGCUGCUGGAACGAGGUGCCCCACUGCUUGCACGGACCAAGAACGGACUCUCUCCGCUUCACAUGGCGGCCCAGGGGGACCACGUGGAAUGCGUCAAACACCUUCUGCAGCACAAAGCUCCCGUGGACGAUGUCACGCUGGAUUACCUGACCGCCCUCCACGUGGCCGCGCACUGCGGCCACUAUCGUGUCACCAAACUCCUCCUGGACAAGAGAGCAAAUCCCAAUGCUCGUGCCCUGAAUGGUUUUACUCCACUGCACAUUGCCUGCAAGAAAAAUCGCAUCAAAGUCAUGGAACUCCUGGUGAAAUAUGGGGCUUCAAUCCAGGCUAUAACAGAGUCGGGCCUCACACCAAUACACGUGGCUGCAUUUAUGGGCCACUUGAACAUAGUCCUCCUUCUGCUGCAGAACGGAGCCUCUCCCGAUGUCACUAACAUUCGUGGAGAAACUGCGUUGCACAUGGCGGCACGUGCUGGGCAGGUGGAAGUGGUUCGCUGCCUCCUGAGAAACGGGGCCCUGGUUGAUGCCCGAGCCAGGGAAGAACAGACUCCACUGCACAUCGCUUCUCGCUUGGGUAAAACGGAGAUCGUCCAACUUCUGCUACAGCACAUGGCCCACCCUGAUGCCGCAACAACUAAUGGGUACACUCCACUGCACAUCUCUGCCAGAGAGGGACAAGUCGAUGUCGCAUCGGUUCUCUUAGAGGCAGGCGCCUCGCACUCCAUGUCCACCAAAAAGGGAUUCACACCUUUGCAUGUGGCGGCCAAAUAUGGGAGCCUAGAAGUGGCAAAACUCCUGCUGCAGCGUCGUGCCUCUCCCGAUUCAGCCGGCAAG
This is a messenger RNA of Pelecanus crispus (Dalmatian pelican), 1497 nucleotides long. The record is from RefSeq and is a predicted model, not a curated record. NCBI's taxonomy places the organism in Eukaryota, Metazoa, Chordata, Aves, Pelecaniformes, Pelecanidae.